AUGGCGUCUAUGAUGCAACCGCAGAUCAUACUCUUGAAGGAAGGCACGGACACUUCCCAAGGGAAGGCGCAGCUCGUCAGCAACAUCAACGCCUGCACUGCAGUCGCGGAUGUGGUCAGGACGACCCUCGGCCCCAGAGGGAUGGACAAGUUGAUCCAUGAUGCCAAUGGGAGCGUCACCAUUUCGAACGAUGGGGCUACUAUCAUGAAGCUGCUUGAUAUCGUACAUCCUGCUGCUAAGAUCUUAGUCGACAUUGCCAAGUCCCAGGAUUCGGAGGUUGGUGACGGGACCACAACAGUGGUUCUUUUAGCAGCAGAAUUUUUAAGGGAGGCCAAACCUUUUAUCGAAGAUGGAGUCCACCCACAAAAUCUGAUACGUAGUUAUAGAACGGCCUGCAAUUUGGCCAUCGACAAGGUCAAAAGUUUAGCGACCAGCAUAGAAGGGAAGAGUCUGGAAGAAAAGAAAAGCUUACUUUCUAAAUGUGCUCAAACAACGCUGAAUUCGAAGCUCAUAGGUGGAGAGAAGGAGUUCUUUGCAACGAUGGUUGUGAAUGCUGUCAUUGCGAUUGGAACCGAUGAUAGGCUAAACAUGAUAGGAAUAAAGAAGGUUCCAGGUGGUAAUAUGCGCGAUUCAUUUCUAGUCGAUGGUGUUGCCUUUAAGAAGACAUUUUCUUAUGCUGGUUUUGAACAGCAACCUAAGAAGUUUCUGAAUCCAAAGAUCUUGUUACUCAACAUUGAAUUAGAACUGAAAUCUGAGAAAGAAAAUGCAGAGAUAAGGCUCUCUGAUCCAUCACAGUAUCAGUCAAUUGUUGAUGCGGAGUGGAAUAUCAUAUAUGAAAAAUUGGAUAAAUGUGUACAAAGUGGUGCCAAAGUGGUCCUCUCACGUUUGGCUAUUGGUGAUCUAGCAACACAGUACUUUGCCGACCGGGAUAUCUUCUGUGCUGGACGUGUAGCUGAAGAAGAUCUUCAGAGGGUUGCUGCAGCAUCUGGUGGAACUGUUCAAACUACCGUCAACAAUGUGAUUGACGAGGUUCUUGGGACUUGUGAGGUGUUCGAGGAAAAGCAAGUUGGAAAUGAGCGAUUUAAUAUAUUCAGUGGAUGUCCUUCUGGAAGAACCGCAACUAUAGUUCUGCGUGGUGGUGCCGAUCAGUUCAUUGAGGAAGCUGAAAGGAGUUUACAUGAUGCAAUCAUGAUAGUCCGAAGGGCUCUGAAGAACUCAACAGUGGUGGCUGGUGGUGGAGCUAUAGAUAUGGAGAUAAGCCGCUACCUGAGGCAGCAUGCUCGCAGCAUUCUUGGAAAGUCUCAGCUCUUCAUCAAUUCAUAUGCCAAAGCUCUAGAGAUUAUCCCUCGGCAACUGUGCGACAAUGCGGGGUUUGAUGCUACUGAUGUGCUGAACAAAUUGAGACAGAAGCACGCUCAUGCAUCUGGUGAGGGUGCUCCUUACGGGGUGGACAUCAACACUGGCGGCAUUGCUGAUUCAUUUGCAAACUUUGUCUGGGAGCCAGCUGUAGUCAAGAUUAAUGCUAUUAAUGCUGCUACCGAAGCUGCUUGUCUUGUUCUAAGUGUCGACGAGACUGUCAAGAACCCAAAGUCUGAGAGUGCUCAAGGAGAUGCUGCCGCCAUGGGUGGUCGAGGGCGUGGAGGAGCUUUCCGAGGAGGUAGGGGACGGGGAAUGAGAAGGCGGUGA
Molecule: messenger RNA, 1686 nt
Organism: Linum trigynum
Lineage: Eukaryota; Viridiplantae; Streptophyta; Magnoliopsida; Malpighiales; Linaceae
Source: the annotation of a GenBank genome assembly